AUGAUAAACGCGGUGACCGCUAAAGAUUACGAGGUGCCACAGCCUCCUACUGAUGGAGUUUCUGGCCUGGCAUUCUCACCAGUAGCCGAUUAUUUAGCAGUUAGUUCCUGGGAUAAUAAUGUUAGAAUAUAUGAAAUUAAUGCAACUACUAGAAGCGCUGUAGGCAAAGCUAUCUAUAGUCACGAAAAGCCAGCGUUGUGUUGUGCUUGGA
Dentiscutata erythropus is the source of this 211-nucleotide messenger RNA. The record is from the annotation of a GenBank genome assembly. Lineage: Eukaryota; Fungi; Glomeromycota; Glomeromycetes; Diversisporales; Gigasporaceae.